Molecule: messenger RNA, 428 nt
Organism: Lymnaea stagnalis (great pond snail)
Lineage: Eukaryota; Metazoa; Mollusca; Gastropoda; Lymnaeidae
Source: the annotation of a GenBank genome assembly
AUGUGGAAAGGUAUUGAGGGCUCCAGCAAGGAGAUAUGGAAGGUAGGUAACAUUUCUGUCAUUCAAUUUGUUAGAUUAUCACCCCCCUCCACCCCUCCUCCCUCCCUGGAAGAGAUGUACUUCAGUAUGUGAGCUUAGAGAGUCCUUUAAAAUAAUGGACUUAUUUGUAUGUUUAUCCUCCAGAAUGGAUGUCAGGUGCUUACCUGGGUAUUUGAGCUUGGAGAGUUCUGUGAGUUAAUGGCUUAUUAUUAACUGUUGAUCCUCAGGAGAGAUGUCAGGUGUUUACCUGGAUAAAUGAGCUCGGGGAGUCCCUUGAGGAGAUCAAGAGACGUCUCCUCGAGAUGAUGCUGCACAACUGUAUGACGGACAUUCGAAGUUCUGGUGUCCAGACUCCACUGGCCCUCUCAGAAAAUGUCAUCAAACUCAUC